Molecule: messenger RNA, 1011 nt
Organism: Coregonus sp. 'balchen'
Lineage: Eukaryota; Metazoa; Chordata; Actinopteri; Salmoniformes; Salmonidae
Source: the annotation of a GenBank genome assembly
AUGAUGGCUGAAGUAGCAACAGUAGCGUACAUUAACUCUACUGGAAAACUGAACCAGUCCUUCCACUGCCUGUCCACUCAGGAUCUGGUGGCCAACAUACUGCCUCCUGUCCUGAUUAUAGAUCUCCUAGUGGGCCUGCCAGGCAACGGAGUGGCCCUGUGGAUCUUCACCUGUCAUCUGAAGACAUGGAGGGCCAACACCCUGUUCCUCUUUAACCUGGUCCUGGCUGACUUCCUGCUGCUCAUCUGCCUGCCUUUCCGCAUCGACAACCAGUUCCGUGGGGAACACUGGGUGUUUGGUCAAGCUUGGUGCCGGAUCAACCUCUUCAUGCUCGCUGUCAACCGCUCUGCCAGCAUCGCCUUCAUGAUCACCGUUGCCUUCGACCGCUACUUCAAGGUGGUCCACCCACACCACCGCAUCAACCACAUGACAUCUACCCAGGCAGGAUGGGUGGCGGGGGUCAUCUGGGCGGUGGUGAUCUCCCUGCGGCUUCCCCUGCUGGCCACCGACCUCCUCAAGCAGGAAGGCAGCAUGUGCCUGUGUCGCAGCUUCAGCUCCAACACUGUGACUCCCCCGGCAAUCCAGUUACACUACAUGGUGUUCAUCGGGGAAUUCUUCCUGCCCCUGCUGCUCUUGCUCUUCUGCUCAGCCAAGAUUGCCUACAUCCUGCGCCAACGGCAGCUGGACAAGGAGCAGAAGGUGCGGCGGGCUAUCCGGGUGGUGGGGCUGAUCGUGACUGUGUUUGUGCUGUGUUUCUUUCCCGGCAUCGCCACAAGGAUGGUUUGGCUCUAUAUCACGAAGUUCAGACCCAGGGACGGUGUGUCUUACAACAUGGCUGGGCAGCUCUUCAGUCUGUCUAUUGGCUUUACCUACCUUAACAGUACCCUGGACCCGGUCAUCUACUGUUUAUCCAGCUCCAUGUUCCGAAACUCCCUCAAGAGCUCCCUCAAUAAGCAGGGCCUGGUGGAGAUGAGGCUGAGCCGACGGGGAGGCAUGACCAGCGAUGGGUGA